AUGUCCAUCGUCCAGCGCCUCACCGGCCCGUCUUCUUCAUCUAUAUCUUCGUCCGGCGCCGGAGACCUCUCUCCCGCUGCGAGGAUCACCUCCAUCGAGAAAACCAGCCCGUCGGAUAGAGAGAGAGACAGGGCCGGCAACACUGCCGCGGUUAUGGGUAUGGUGGAAGGAGAGGGAGUAGUAGAACUGGGUCAAGCUCAUCCGGGGAUAUCAUCUCCUGCGCCGGCUACUUUGGCUCCAAUUCUCGAUGGUUUCUUCUCUCCAGGAAAUGAACCGCACAGCUUUCCUCCGUUCCACGAUCUGAGUCCGUUUUGGCAUAAUGGGUUCACGGCGAGUCCUUCGGGGUUGUUUUCAGCUCCUUUGAUUUCUUCAUCUCCUUCUUCGAUGGACUUAUUCAACAAUUUUUUGGACUUUUAA
Messenger RNA from Carya illinoinensis, 417 nucleotides. RefSeq names its product protein MKS1-like. The coding region runs from base 1 to 417 and encodes 138 amino acids. Lineage: Eukaryota; Viridiplantae; Streptophyta; Magnoliopsida; Fagales; Juglandaceae. The record is from RefSeq and is a predicted model, not a curated record. The transcript has a single exon.